AUGGUGAAAAAGAAAUUUAACAAAGCCCUGACCGCGACGGAGCCCGUUGAAGCGAUGGAACCCAUGGCGGCGGAGAUAGACCCCGAAUGUCCUCCUCCAGAUGAGCCUCCACCCUGGGUUGAAAAAUCAUCGAAAAUUGACUAUCACCAACCACUUGAAUCUCCUUAUGAAGGAUCAACGACCAAUGUUAUCAUUGGAAGCCAAAUGUUCAGCAUCCCGGAUCGCCUUUGCCGUCAGAUUCCACGAUUCCGUGAGGCUCAUUAUAUGUCCAGCCCUACCGCCCUAUCAGAUAUUAGCGGAGACGUGGCGCACACUUUUGUCAAUUUCCUAUACACAGGAACCUACCAGACGAUAGAUGAUCCUGUCGCAUUCGACUCCUCUGGUAUAGCGGAAGAAUAUAGGAAAGCCGUUUUAGUGUACCAAGCAGCAAGGAUUCAUGAGCUCCUUGAUCUAGAAGCUCUUGCUAAACACUACAUUGAGCUUUUUGGUGAGGAGGUUGCCAUGUCUGACAUGCUUCGAACCACGAGAGGCGUGUUUUCAGCACUACCGGACGAUGAAGACUGGCUUCCAAAAUAUAUCGAAAGAAGUUUGCAGCGUCAAUUAAAGAUUGAGGGGUCGGAUUCUAAUCUCGAAGAACUUUACCAGGUUCUUGGCAAGGUCCAUGGAUUUGAUCUUGCUGUGAUGAAAAUGGUGUUCAGAUUACAAUCCGCUGAAUUACAAACUGCUCAUGAGAGUUUGACCGAGGCGAACCGGUUCAUUGAAGCAUCAAAGAAAACAAUUGCUGAUUAUGCUACCAAAGCAUCCCCUGAAGAGUGUUUCGAAGAUUUGGUUGAAGCAUCAAUGGCGGAGCCUGUGGAAGAACCUGCCGAUGCGCCCCCUCAUUAUUCUUCUGACAAGCUGAAAGAGCUGGCUGAAGCGUCCGCGGAGGAGGCUAUAUCGGAGCCUAUUGAGGCAACCCCUGAGGAUUCUUUGGAAGAGGCGGAAGAGUUGGUUGAAGCGUCCGUCGAGGAACCUGCCGACGAGCCUCAGAAGUACCUAGCACUCGCCGAUGUGGCUAUGAAACAGCCUGUCGAGGAGACCAAGGGAGAACCUUUUCGAUAUCAUGCUAUUCCUAAAUUCCAGUACUCAGACUUGGGUUUCGUUCAGAAGUACUCCUUCAAUGCCGAGGGUGACGCUAGCCAUUCUCAUCCUCCAAGCAAUGAGCCCGCCGCCCAGAAUCCGUUCACUCCCGAGCAACCCCCCUUCGAGUACCAGAUUGAACCGGAACCUGUCCCAGUAAGCCUGAGUACACUUUCGGAGACACACCGGGAUUUGUAUGCCAACUGGGGGAAUCUCCCCCGCAAAAUGAUCAGGAAAAGAACGAAGAUAUUGGAGGCGAAGAAAUUGCCAAUUCCGGGCGAAGAUGGAUUUGUUCGUGUCCAAGCGGGCUAA
Molecule: messenger RNA, 1431 nt
Organism: Penicillium pulvis
Lineage: Eukaryota; Fungi; Ascomycota; Eurotiomycetes; Eurotiales; Aspergillaceae
Exons: 2
Coding region: 1-1431 (476 amino acids)
Source: RefSeq, a predicted model, not a curated record